Molecule: messenger RNA, 889 nt
Organism: Dicrocoelium dendriticum
Lineage: Eukaryota; Metazoa; Platyhelminthes; Trematoda; Plagiorchiida; Dicrocoeliidae
Source: the annotation of a GenBank genome assembly
GUCCCUGGCUUUGUAAUCUUUUCCCACCAACCACACUGGCGCCAUUUCCGUUGAACUAAACUAUGGAUCGUAUUAAACGAGCCUUUUCAACUCAGGAAGACACAGAACAAAUUAUAGACCCUGCAAUUCAGAUUGGUUGCUCCUUAAGUUGGGGCGCUCGGAUCAAAGGCUUCCUAAUAUGUUUCCUUCUCGGAAUCUUGUUGUCGCUUCUGGGUUCCAUGUUAUUAUGGUUGCCUUUCAAGGGUAUAAUCUUAUUCGCAUUGUUUUACUCUCUCGGCAACCUCUUUUCCAUCGCUAGCACGUGUUUUCUUAUGGGUCCAGUCAAGCAGUUCCAAAAGAUGUUUGAGGAAACUAGAGUUUUUGCUGCUGUCAUUAUGCUUGCCUGCCUGCUCGUCACCGUCAUCGCUGCUGUCAAGGUGAUUGGAUCUCAUUAGCGUCACCACGAUCUUUCAGGGUUACAAGUUGCUUUGUCUUAUUUUCUGUAUCUUACAAUCACUUUCCCUAACAUGGUACUCACUUUCAUACAUUCCCUUCGCGAGGGAUGCGGUUAAAGGCUGUUGCACCUCUAUGGUGUGCUGACAUGGAACCAGAACUUUACUGCUACAGUUUCGGAAUAAUUUUGUCUUGGAACGAUUCACCACGAAGCUGUAACUUGUCGAAGCACACUACUUUCUUAUUAAUGUCUUUCCCAUCAUUAAACUACCCACUGGCACGGUGAUGUCAUCUUUUAUAACACACAUUUUUCUCAACAAAUUACUUUUUCCGAAUCUCGCGUGUUUUGUACAUUUAAAUUUCGUCUCAUCGACAUCUCCAUUUAGAAUUCCAGCAAUCGGUGUUUCAUGACUUCUAUUACAAUGGUCGGAGACUGGUUUUCGUUCUUUAGAACGCU